CACUUUUCAAAUAAAUAAAAACGCGUACAAUUUUUCGUUUAAAUUUGCACUCUUUUUUUUAGCUCCCACCUUUUCGCUUAAUUUUAUUUCAUUUCUUUUUUAUUCACAGCUUUCAACCACUCAACCAUUUAACUUGCAAUCAAUGUCGGGGUUCAACGCCAAACGCAAAAAGUACUCUUGGUUGCCUGAAACAAACCCUGCUGCUCUCUCAGGCGACCCUGGCUCCACAACCUCCACACCCAAAACCGACGCCAGCGACAAAUCUUCCAAACCGACUAAAUCGCGCACCAAGGCUAAGGCCACCAAAAAAGAUAAACUUGACCCCAACACCAACACCGACAUCAACAUCAAUACCAACACCAACACCACUGCUAUAGACGGCCUGGGCAUAGUCACCACAAUGGAGGUUCCAGGAGAACAGCCAGAAGCUACUGCUGGUAGCAGCAGCACCAACAACAACAACAACAACAACAAGCCUAUUGCGAAGGCUCGGCGUCGGUCGCGCAAAGACAGCGUGGAUGAGCUUGUGAGAUCACGGCUGCAGUCCACAAUGGCCGCACAGCAGGAGUUUCCGCAGGGUGGCGCGUUGAGAAAGACGCAGGAGGCGCCGACACCCGGGAGUAUUACAGCCAGUGUGCGCGAUGCCCUGGCGUCAGAACGCUCGGCCGCCAGGAUGUCCCCCAGCAUUGCUAUUUCUAUAUCUACCAGCACUGCUACCUCAGCCGCCACUACCACUACCACUGUGGCAGCGACUCCCAAGCAGAGAGGUGGCCGCCAUGCCCGCCAGGACAUUGUGCCGGGUACUCCCCUGAAUUCCAAGACGUCGGCUGUUCCGCGCCCGGCAUCCCCGCCUGUGCACCUGGACAGCAUUGAAAGUAAAUACUCGUUUCCGUCAUAUACGCAGCUGAACCACCGCAAUGUUACGUCGAGCAUGCGCCGUGGCGACCGUGGUGUUGGUGCCGCUGAGACCGCGCGCGGCGUGAACGUGCCGACUGGAGAGAACGUCAUUGUCGUUCACCCGGGCUCGCGCUGGCUGCGUAUUGGCCGAGCCAGCGAUCCUGUGCCUAAGGAGAUCCCACAUGUCAUUGCGCGCCGUCUGCGAACGCCGCUGACCAGACCGCUGCCGCCCCAAAAACAACAACAGCAACAGCCACAAUCAUCGCCACAACCCACUGAAGACUCGGCUGCUGAUCCAGAUGAUAUGGACGUGGACAGUGGUCCGAACGAAGCAGAAGUCACUAAGCCCAGCGAGCCAACCGCCAUGGACGUUGAGGGCAACGAGGAGGGCAAUUCCAGCGGCGAAGAUAGCGAUACUGAUGGCGCCAAGCGCUCUUUAGCCGACAUGGAUGCAGUGGACCAGACCGUCGAAAUGCUGCGCGAAGCGCUAAAGCAGCACCAGCGGCACUCCAAGCGCAAAGUGCCGCCGAACGUGUACUCGCAAGUUCUCACAUACAACGAGAAUUCGCGGCCCGAGGUGAUCCAGGACCAUAAUGACCCGUUUAAGACCGAGUGGGUGCAAGACUCGGAGAUCAAGGGAGAUCAGGUGAUUGGCGAACGGGUGCUGAGGAUAGCCGAUCCCGACAAAUUCAUCAUCCGCCACCCCCUGCGCAACGGCAGCUUCAACAUCCAGGACUAUGCCAGCGUGGAGGAGAUCCUGGGCGAUAUUGAGAGCAUAUGGACAGGUGCCCUGGAGGCGGAGCUCGGCAUUGGCCGCCGCGAGUUUUCCAAAUACGCUGUUGUCCUGGUCAUCCCCGACGUGUUCAGCCGCGUCGAGGUUGCAGCCUUGUCCGAUGUGCUUUUGCGGCGGAUGGGGUUCCAGCACUUGCUCGUGCAGCAAAGCUCCACAUUGGUGACUUUUGGCGCUGGCAUAUCCACAGCUUGCGUGGUCGACGUGGGCGCGCAAAAGACCAGCAUCGCAUGUAUUGAGGAUGGCUACUGCUACCAAGAAUCGCGUGUCAACAUAAUGUACGGUGGCGACGAUAUCACCCGCUUCCUCUUCAGACUUUUUCAGAGCAGCAGCUUCCCCUACGCCGAUGCAUCGCUUGCGCGUAUGAGCGAUUGGCUGAUGCUCAAUGAUUUGCGCGAAAAGCAGUGCACGAUGAACCUCUCGGACGUCAACAUUCGCUUGCGCGACCUAUAUGUGCGCCAGCCGAACGAGCACACGUGCAAAUAUAGCUUUAAGACGUACGAUGAGGCGUACCAGGCUCCACUGUGCCUGUUUUAUCCUGCAGCUGCCGAUGCCCUGAGUGUGUUGCCAGACUACGAACAGUCGUUUGUCCCUGCGCAGAGGCCGGAUUAUCUGGCUGAGUCCCAGCCCCGCGGAUGCCCCCACCUCACGCCGACGCAGUUUGGCACUCUGCCGGUGCGUGCGGUCGAAACCGCGAUCAAUACGGAUGACCAGGCGUCUUCCUUACAGUCAGCUGCUUUGGCAUCUACGGAGUCGGCCACGGAGCCGGCCACUGCUCCUGCAACUAUGCCGACGACCGCGCCGGGAACGCCCGAUCUUCGCCCGCAAACAAACACUACUACUGCUAUUGCGUCGGACAUCAAGGAGAUCCUGAGCACAACCUUGCCGUCCACACCAUCGGCCCCGGCCGUCUCGUAUGUGGCCGACCAGGAGCCACAGUUUUCAAGAAUCCCCCUGGACUUAGCCGUCACCCAUAGCAUUGCGCACUCAGGCUCGCAUGAUCGCGCGCGCAAAAUGUACGCGUCCGUGCUUAUUGUUGGUGGCGGCGUCUCUUUUAUACCGGGCUUCGGGGAGCUCCUGGCAAGUAGGCUGAUGCACGUGCGGCCCGAAUAUAUGAUGGCUGUGGAGCGCGCAGAAGUGGUCUCGGCACCGAGGGACUUGGAUCCCAGGGUUUUGGCAUGGAAGGGCGGUGCUGUGCUGAGCCGCUUGGAGUGCGCUAAUGAGAUGUGGGUAUCUAGACAAGAGUGGAUUGAUUUUGGCACACGGCUGCUUCGUGAGAGGGUCUUGUUCCAGUGGUAGUGUUUUUUAUUUGACAAAAGAAUGAUUUAAUGAUUUAUAAUUUUAGCCAUAAAAUGGACGCAG
This is a messenger RNA of Kickxella alabastrina, 3049 nucleotides long. RefSeq lists its product as uncharacterized. The coding region runs from base 401 to 2986 and encodes 861 amino acids. Gene Ontology annotation, biological process: double-strand break repair; regulation of DNA-templated transcription. NCBI's taxonomy places the organism in Eukaryota, Fungi, Kickxellomycota, Kickxellomycetes, Kickxellales, Kickxellaceae. The transcript has a single exon. Gene Ontology annotation, cellular component: Ino80 complex. The record is from RefSeq and is a predicted model, not a curated record.